GUGGUUCUCCUGACAGUUGUGCUAUAUAAAAAAACGCGACUCAAGCACAUGGUUUCUAUCUAUUGCCAUCGUCGUAUGCCCGGUGUGUGUGGUGUCGUACUCGCUAAAAUAUUGUGUAAUUAUUCGUUUGCCAUCGUUUGUGCACGUUGUUUAGUUUGUUAGUUCGCUGCAGGAUCGUUCCGUUGCAGAAGUGUGCUAAUAAUCUCGAUCGUGUUGCUGGUGCAUCCCGCAAGGUGCCACGAUGAAGGAGCAAUCCGGCCGCAAGGCUGGCAUGCUGAUGGACAAAACGGUAUUCGGCUACUUUAAGCAUUUCGUCAGUGACGACGAUGAGGCGCGGGUGAAAGGCGCCUGCGGGUUGAUCGAGUUUCUGUGCAACGGCCAGAAAAACAAGCCUCACAACGGUACCGACGAUGCCGAGGAAGAAUCCGUUGUUCCUAAAACGGCCGAAACUGCAUACGCACUGAAGCGCUUGGUCCGCGGCGUAGGUUCGAUGCAAAACGACUCGCGCAUCGGUUUCUUCACCGCGCUCGUAGGGCUGCUGGAACGAUUGCGCGGCAGGGAGGAUGAAUGCCCGUCGGUGACGGAACUGUUUACGUUGGUUAAAUCGGAACUCACCGAGUCCGAGCUUGGGGAAGGGGAGGAAGAAAAGCAUAAAACUCCACUCGAGCUGCGCAUCGGAAAGAUUCUCGUUUGCGGUGCCAUUAUAAAGUCGGGCCUGAUCGACGAUGCGUCCGAGCUGGAGCUGCAAACGGUGCUGAAAACGCUGAAGAAGGACAUGUACAAAAUGCUCGUACCGCUGGUGUACACGUUUCUGAACGAGCUGGCCAACCGGCUCGAGGCGUCCAAGUUUUCCAAAGUGUUCUGGCCCGUGUUCGAGCCGGUGCUGAACGUGCCGAAGGAAAAGCACACCAUCGAUUCGGCGUUCUUUCUGCUGCAGCUGUCCACCGGGCCGCACAAGAAGCUGAUCAAUCAAAAGUACUUCGAGCGCAACUUCAGUGCCCCGAAGCUGCUGCACGAGCAUAACUUUCCCUUCCUGGCGCAGCUGCUGUUCGGCAUUGGCAGCACGAUGGGGAUCAAUCACCCGUUCUACGAGUGUCUGCUGCGGGAGCUGAACAAGCAAAAUACGCUGGUGCCGUUCUGGCGUGACGCUAUCGUGCCCGUGUUGGAGCAGGAGAACCGAAGCUCCAAGCCGAAGCACCGCGACAUCAUCGUGCUACGGUUGGUGGUAUCGGUUUUCAACCUGCUGGAAGAUGGCACCCUCGUGCCGGAAGUGUUGCAGCCAGCGUUUGUAAAGUUUCUCGUCAACAAUCUGAAAAAUCGAAACAAAUACAGCGAGGACGUGCGCAACCUGUACCAGGAAGUGUGCGCCGCACUGCUGCAAACCUAUCCCAAGAUGCAGGACGAAAGCGCUCGGCUGGAAACGCUGCGCCGUCUGAUGCAUGCCCCGGGGAGUGUUCUGAUCGAGAAGUACGCGAAUUGCAAGCUGCUGCACAAUCUGCUCACCACACUGUCGGCGGAAAGCUUACGCACCGUGGGGAGUGAACUGAAGGCGACCAUACUGGAUGAGGCGGGGACGGGCACGAACGGGGAGCGGUCGUACGCUGCCUACAUGCUGCAGCGGUUGCUCUCCCUCCGUCAGCUGACCACACAAUCGGAUGACAAAGGACAGGCGGAGGGGUGGCACCAGGAGGUGGUAAAGUUUUUGCUCACGCUCGGCGUGUUUUACUCCGCGGACGGGGUAAGUGUGCUGAAGGCUUCCAAGCAGGACAAAGCACUCUCAGCCGAGCUGGCGAAGACGAUGCGCGGACUGUUCUUCAGCUCGCUUCAACACCGCCAUCCGAAGCUGUCGGUCGAGCGCGCCUUCCUGCUCUCGAUCGUACGCCACGUGGACGAGGUGAUGCGUGCGCACGGGACGAAGUGUCUGCGCAGCGCGCUGACCGACGAGCAGAUGUCCUGCUGGAAUAAGAUGUUUGCUACGGUGACGAGCGAAUCGUCGCCGGUCGGCAAGAAGCAAAAAAGCAAAAAACGCCCAUCCAUAGGCGACGCAGCGGAAACGCAAUGCGACACGGUGUUUCACAUACUGCUGAUGCACAUGGGGCUGCAUCUGUUUAGCGAUCCGGAAGUAGCGUGCAGCUCCAUCGAGGAGCUCGAGUGCGUGAUGAAGCGCAUCGAGGAGAAGGCCAAGCAGCGGCGCCAGGGUAGCAAUGGGGAUGCCAACGCUGGCAGUAAGAAGAAGAGGGCCAGCGAGUUGACGAUCGAGCUGGAACCGGCCGAACCCGAGUGGAUCGAGGUAGUGGUGGAUCUGUUCCUGAAUCUGCUUUCGCAAAAUUCGCACCUGCUGCGCAACGUGAUUGCGCACCUGUUUCCGCAUCUGUCGAGCGAGAUAACGCUUCCGGCGCUCAAUCAAAUUCUGUCGGUGAUCAACCUGAAGGACAAAUCGAACCCACUGACGGUACCGGGUGAUGAGGAUGAAAGCGAGGCGGAAGAGGUGGAGGACGAUGAGAAUGGUUCCUCGGACAGUGGCGAGGAAGAAGACGAAGAAGAGGAAGAUGAGGAGGAAAGCGUAAAGAAGCACGCAGCAAACGGGGAUGGCAAUGAGGAGGAUGACGAGGAAGACGAUGAGGACGACGACGAGGACAUAAUGGGAGACGAGGAGGAGGAAGACAACAUUACGGACACCAUGCGGGCAGCGAUACAGACGGCACUGGGUGGAGCGAAUCCGGAAACCGACACCGAAUCGGUAGAUCUGGACGAAAUGGACGAGGAGCAGGGACGUCGGCUGGAUCAAGCGCUAACGGCAGCGUUCCGGGCGUUCCGCAAGAAGCAAUCCGCACGCAAGCGAAAGGGACCGACGAAGGCGGAAAAGCAGAUGGACAUCGUGCUGACGCACUUCCGGAUGCGCGUGCUCGACCUGGUCGAUGCGUACCUCAAGCACGAACCGGACAUGCUGCUCUGCCUCGAGCUGAUGCUGUACAUCUUCGAAAUGCUGCCGGUGGCCUUGCGCGAGGAGUCCAAGUACGAGUCGAUUCUGACGCGCUACCGACAGAUCUUCACCACGCUGAACCGCAUCAAGAAGUUCAAACGGGACGCGGAGGACGUGCGGCCGGAGCAGCUGGAACAGAUACUGCGCGAUUUGAUCGAGAAGGUCGCUAAGGGUGCCGCCUUCCCGGAGCGCAACGAGUACCUGCUGAAGGCGUGCCAGUUCAUCGUCAUCUGCAGCCAGGUGUUGGGCAAGGAGGCGGCAGCCGGUGGUGCCAGUGGUCCCAACGCGGUGGACAGAAUGUUCGGCGAGCUGCUGGAAGAGUUCAUCACAAACCGCAACCCGUCGCUGGCGUUCAGCGCGUUUCAGAGCCUGUUCCAGAUGCAGUGGAGCGGCGUGUGGCACCUGACCGGUAAGCUGGUGCACGGUGGGCUGCAGGUAGGCACGGUACGUGCGAUUCGCCGAAUACAGACACUGCAGUUGCUGCGAGAGCUGUUGCGGAAUCGCCGACUGCUGAACGCGGAUCAGGCCCGCGCGGCCGGUGAGCUGCGGACGAUCUGUUCCGACGGGAUCGCACCGUACGUGGCGCAACUGGAGGCUGCAGUUGUCGCUGGCGAUCGCACCAUCGGACAGAAUGAACUGUACGAGCUGCUGCUGGUGCUCAGCGAAGUGCAUCAUCUUCCAUCGCAUCUAGCAGCAGCCCCAUCCGUUGCCGGUAGCAACGGCAAGAAAGUGGCCAAAAAUCAGCAACAGUCUCUGCUAAAUUGGGAAACAAUCGGCACCCAGAUACAGUCGAUGCGCCUAUUCGCCCUUAACGCGCAAACGAUGGCCACCUAUCGGCAGUUCUGUAACCGUUGGCAUCUGAAGCCGAUCAGCAACGAUGGACUGCCGUUGCUGAAGGAGAACGGGCUGAAUGCGGUGGAAGCGACAAACGACGAAAAGCUUACCACAAACGGUGCUGGUGGCGGCACCAACGUGUCUAAAAAGGGUAAGGGCAAAAAACAGAAAACAACGAACGGUGAGGAGGACGAGGAAGAGGAGAAGGAGGAAGAGGAUGCUCCACACCUGCUGAACGGCCACAGUGCAAACGACGAUAGUAGUGCAGCUGAAGAGGAAACUGACGAACGUGGGGGUAAGGCGAAGCGCAAGCAAAAGAAGGGCAAGGCGACAAACGGCCAUAGUGCUGCCAAUGGAAACGCGCAAGAAGAGGAGCAGCACAAUGAUGAGAACGGCGAGGAAAGGAUGGAAGUCACUGAAGAGCCAACCAACCGGAAGCGCAAGAACGACAAGAUAUUGCAGAAUGGUGCGGCCAGCGAAGACGGCGUAUCGUCUAAGAUGGAAAAGCGACGGCGAAAGGAGGCCUUGUUGCAGGCCGCUUCCGAAGGCAUGGAAGAAUUUUCGUUUGCGAGGGCUAUACAGAUAGAGUAAAACGUUCACUACACACACAGAUGUUAGUGUGUGCAUGCACACGCGGGAGUUUUAGCGUGAGGCGCAACGUGUUUAAGUUAAGCAUUUUUAAUGUGAAAAUCAUUAAAUAUCGCUCUUCAAUAAUUUGGAACGCUUUCUCCUGUUUUGUGGGAAGGCAUCCGAACUGUUGUGGUAUUGCUUGGGCUUUUAGUACCCAUGCAAACGUUUCUAAUUUCUGUUUUUCAUAUCUGAGGGCGAAUAAACAUACAGUGAGACAUAAUAUUGACCUACAGAAAGGAAAAACUCGAUAACGAACGAUCGAACCCAGCUAGAUAGGUAGCAGAGUGUGAGGCGAAGUCCCCACUUAUUUCAUUUAAGGUGUGAGCCGGCACCUAAACAUUAUAGUGUGUAAAUUUUAGGACAUUAAAAAGUGAAUAAAUUUAAAAUACCCCUUGAAAUGAUGCGAAGUAUUAAA
Molecule: messenger RNA, 4862 nt
Organism: Anopheles merus
Lineage: Eukaryota; Metazoa; Arthropoda; Insecta; Diptera; Culicidae
Gene: Mybbp1A
Product: myb-binding protein 1A
Exons: 2
Coding region: 242-4408 (1388 amino acids)
Biological process (GO): regulation of DNA-templated transcription
Cellular component (GO): nucleolus
Molecular function (GO): RNA binding; sequence-specific DNA binding; transcription corepressor activity
Source: RefSeq, a predicted model, not a curated record